This is a messenger RNA of Colletotrichum destructivum, 1203 nucleotides long. RefSeq names its product Putative G protein-coupled receptor GPR1. Gene Ontology annotation, biological process: adenylate cyclase-activating G protein-coupled receptor signaling pathway; cell surface receptor signaling pathway. Lineage: Eukaryota; Fungi; Ascomycota; Sordariomycetes; Glomerellales; Glomerellaceae. The record is from RefSeq and is a predicted model, not a curated record. Gene Ontology annotation, cellular component: plasma membrane. The transcript is spliced from 4 exons. The coding region runs from base 1 to 1203 and encodes 400 amino acids. Gene Ontology annotation, molecular function: G protein-coupled receptor activity.
AUGAUUCGCCCAAAAGAAGGGGACGAGGCUCUUGCAGUGCCUGCCAUUCUAUCAGAAGUCCGUCUCCAGAGCAUCGUCAUCCUCGUAGUAGCCGUCAUGUCUCUGGCCGGCGCAGGCUGGAUCAUGGCCAGCUACGCCGUGUUUCCCAAUCUCCGCUCGUUUCGCCACCGUCUGAUCACUGGCCUUGCCAUCAGUGACGCUUUCAUGGCGCUGAACUUUCUAUGCUCGACGGCCAUGAAUGUUGGCGGCAAUGGAAUCGCUGCCCCUGAAAAUACCGCCUUCUGCAGUUUCAACGGCUUCGUGACACAGGUUUUUGUCAUUCAGACUGACUACUGGGUCCUCGCCAUCGCCGUCUGCACCUACUUCAUCUUGGCCGGCCACAAGACCCAAUCCACCUGGAUACAGGACCACGAACUCGUCAUCUGGGCAUUACCUUGGCUCUUCUCGGUUCUCUGGGCUUCCAUAGGCCUCGGAGUUAUCGGCUACGAGAACAUCGGUGCUUGGUGCUGGUUCAAGUCGGACACCGUUCGCUUACUCGUCAAUUUCAUUCCUCGGUGUAAGCCCACGAUCUAUUUUCGGGUGACUUUGAUCCAGCCGAGAGGGCUGACUUCCGUUCCAGGGGUCAUCAUAGUCACUAUGUUUGCACUAUAUGCAUACCUGUCAUAUGUUCUCUACAAAGCCCAUACUCGACUGAGCUCGGUUCAGGACGCUUCUCCGCGCCACCUUGAGUCCGGAAUUACAACCCAGGAGGGCAGUCGUGUGACGAGCAUCCACGAAGGGGUUGCGCGGCUCAUGCUUCUGUACCCCCUCGCGUAUGCAAUCAUCUGGUCGUUGCCGACCGCAAUACGGAUUUACCAGGCGACAGAAAACAAACCGGCAGCGUUCGCACUGCAGACCAUCGACAAGGCCAGCAUCGUUAUUCAAGGGUUCGUGGACACUGUCAUCUACGGCGUGAACGAGACGACCCUCACAAGUUGGCGCGCGCGUUUUUCCCGUCAGCGGUAUCCAGCCACCCAUGCCAUGAACACCCGCGGUGGAAACGACCUGGCACCAGACGCAACCAGAGAGCGAGAGUGGUCGUUUCGACAACGGGUUAGAGGAUCACCCGACGACACGACUGCCGUACGUUCGACGGUAUCCGUAGGACUGGAGGGAGACGGUGCUUCUUCCAGUUCGAUGGAGCCCAGAGACUUGAGGGCGUAG